Molecule: messenger RNA, 420 nt
Organism: Talaromyces marneffei
Lineage: Eukaryota; Fungi; Ascomycota; Eurotiomycetes; Eurotiales; Trichocomaceae
Exons: 5
Coding region: 1-420 (139 amino acids)
Biological process (GO): mitotic actomyosin contractile ring assembly
Cellular component (GO): myosin II complex
Molecular function (GO): calcium ion binding
Source: RefSeq, a predicted model, not a curated record
AUGGCCUCCACAAACUACAAGGAAGCCUUCUCCCUCUUCGACAAGCGCGGCAACGGCCGUGUCGCCCUCGACUCUCUCGGCGACCUCCUGCGCGCCUGUGGCCAGAACCCUACGCUUGCCGAAAUCCGUGAUUUGGAGGCUUCUAUCGGUGGGGAUUUUGACUUCGACUCCUUCCAAAAAGUGCUCAACCGCCCCGGCGGAUUCCGCGACCCCGGCGAACCGGAGGAAUACUGUCGUGGAUUCCAGGUUUUUGAUAAGGAUCUGACUGGAUUCAUCGGUGUUGGACAGUUGCGAUACAUCCUCACAAACCUCGGCGAGAAGAUGACAGACGACGAAGUCGACGAAUUACUCAAAGUCGUUGAUACGAGUUCGGGCGAGAUCAAUUAUACCGACCUCGUACGCACUAUCCUCGCAAAUUAA